Messenger RNA from Vairimorpha ceranae, 1266 nucleotides. RefSeq names its product zinc finger protein. The transcript has a single exon. Gene Ontology annotation, molecular function: ribosome binding; ubiquitin protein ligase activity. The record is from RefSeq and is a predicted model, not a curated record. NCBI's taxonomy places the organism in Eukaryota, Fungi, Microsporidia, Nosematidae. Gene Ontology annotation, biological process: rescue of stalled cytosolic ribosome; protein ubiquitination. Bases 1 to 1266 code for a protein of 421 amino acids.
AUGACUUUAGAAUGUGUUAUUUGUAUUUCUAAAUCUUAUUAUAUAGUAGAAUACGAGUGCAAACACACAGUUUGUAUUUCAUGUGGUGUACGAUUGCUAAAAUUAUAUGAAAAUACUGAUUGUCCGUUGUGUAAACAAAAAUCAAAAAUAUUUUGUAUUAAAAAUUUGCGUUCUAAAAUCAAAGAAAAUAUCAGAGAGGAAGAUAUUGUUUAUCAAAAUGAAGACUGUAGAAAUAAAUGCUAUAACUUAUUGUUACAUAAAUGUAAAAAAUGUCAUUUAAUACUUAAAAAUACUUACGAGCUUAGAUCUCAUUAUCGAGAAACUCAUGCUUUUUUGCUAUGUUUUGAAUGCACAGACAAUAAAAAGCAAUUUUGGUUUGAGCACGAAUUGUACAGUGUUAGUACUUUAAGACAUCAUAAAAAUGGUAAACUUAAUGAAAGCGGGUUUAAAGGUCAUAUAUAUUGUCCUUUUUGUAAUAUAUAUUUAUAUGAUGAGAUCAGUGCUAAACAGCAUUGUAAUCAAUUUCAUCUAUCAUGUACAAUAUGCGAUAUUCUUGGAUAUAAAAAUAGAUACUACAAUAAUUUUGGAGAUUUAGAAUUACAUUUUAAAAAUGGACAUUAUUGCUGUACUUAUCAGUACUGUAUAAAUAUCAAAGCUUAUGCCUUUCCAUAUAAAACAGAAUUGUUAGAACAUUUACUUAAAUUUCAUAAACAGAGCACUAAACUUAGCGAUAUACCAUCAUAUAAAUCUUGUACUGUCCCGUUUUUUGAUCCAUAUUAUCUUAGUUCUCAAAAUAAUAUUAAGAGUUACGUUUUGAAUAAUCCAGCAAUAAAUUUUUCUACAAAUGAAUUUGCUAGUAAUAUUACAAAGAAAGAUUUACCAAAUUUUUUAGACAGGUCUAAAAUUUUAGAAAUGAAAAGAAAGCAAUCAAUACGUAGUUCUAUAAUUAAAAGGCUAAUAGUAAAAAAUCAGGAUGAAGUUAUUGAAAUUAUUGAAAAAAUUAUUAAUAAACGACUAUCUGUUAAAGAUGGAUGUUCAGAUCUUAAACUUUUAAUGAAUGAAACAAUUUUAUUAAAAUUACUUAAAGAAUUGUAUUUUGAAGAUGUACAGAUUGAAAUGACUGCUUAUUAUAAAAUUUUAGAGAAGCAGAUUAAAUUUCCUAAAUUUGAAAGUAAAAGUGUUGAUACACGUACAAAUUCUGUUAGACAACCAGAAAAAAAGGUAGGAUUUAAAAUAAUAGAAUUGAAAUCUACUAAAAAAAAAUAA